Argentina anserina (silverweed cinquefoil) is the source of this 735-nucleotide messenger RNA. RefSeq lists its product as uncharacterized. Gene Ontology annotation, cellular component: endoplasmic reticulum. The record is from RefSeq and is a predicted model, not a curated record. The transcript is spliced from 2 exons. The coding region runs from base 40 to 543 and encodes 167 amino acids. NCBI's taxonomy places the organism in Eukaryota, Viridiplantae, Streptophyta, Magnoliopsida, Rosales, Rosaceae.
CACCCAGUUUCAAACGCAAUUACUUUCAUACCCCUAAAAAUGGGUGCCCUGUUAAAGCUCGUGGACGCCGUACUCUUCCUCUUCUUCAUCGUAAUCGCGGUGGCGGCGCCGCUGAUCGACGCGCAGACGUGUCUGCCUCAGAGCCUCUUCCCAAGCUUCAUAGUUGAGCUCAAGAGCUGGUACGCGCGUGAGUACGGCGACUAUCUUGUCACCCAGAAGCCUCAUUUCUUCGUUGGGAUCGUCUGGCUUGAGCUACUGUUUCAGUGGCCUCUUGCUCUUGCUAAUCUCUAUGGAAUUUUGGCCUCCAAGUCUUGGUUUAACACCACCUGCUUGAUCUAUGGCGUCUCUGUUAUGACUUCCAUGGUGACUAUACUGUCGGAAAUGAUUCUGUCCGGCAAGGCUUCUGAUAAGCUGUUGUUUAUGUACAUCCCUUUCCUGGGGUUGGGGGUUUUGGCCAUAUUGCGUGGGCUUGUGACACCUUCCAGGACUACUACUUCAAUAAUCGGCAAGAGACCUAUGCUGGGCAGGAAAAAGAAGGUUUGAGUUACACAACUCACUGACUCAGACUUUGUAAUUCUAUUGUCAUUUUGAGAAUUUCGUAUUUGGUCAUAUUUCUAAUCAAAAUUCUUGUUGUGUCUGUGAUCUCACUCUGUUGAUGGAACUAUUUAUAUGAAUGAAAGAUUUCUAGAAAUGGAUUUAUUGGUUUCCAGAAUCCAAUCAAUUUGCUCGUUGUAU